AUGGCGAAUAUUACAACUGAGAACAAAGUUACGCUAAUUACCGUUAACUUAUGGAGAUUAGUUAAAAACUGCUCUCAUACUUACUGGGCUGAUUAUGCCGUUAUGAAACUCCGUAAAGAAAUUCAAAGACAAUUUGGAACUAAACAGGAAGUAAAAUUAGAUAUGGACUUAAAUAAGGCUAUCUGGUCAAGAGGAAGAAAGCACUUACCGACUAGAUUGAGAAUUGAAGUAUCAAGAAGGCCAAGUCUUAAGGACAACACUAAGACUGAAUUAUUCCUUAAGCAUGUUAUUGUUCCAUCAUUCAAGGGCUUACAGGCGGAGAGCAUCCAGUUACAGGAUGAAUAA
This is a messenger RNA of Nematocida homosporus, 345 nucleotides long. Its product is annotated as large subunit ribosomal protein L31e. The transcript has a single exon. The record is from RefSeq and is a predicted model, not a curated record. Gene Ontology annotation, molecular function: structural constituent of ribosome. Gene Ontology annotation, biological process: cytoplasmic translation. Gene Ontology annotation, cellular component: cytosolic large ribosomal subunit; ribosome. Lineage: Eukaryota; Fungi; Microsporidia. The coding region runs from base 1 to 345 and encodes 114 amino acids.